CGGCGUCAUCGUUGGCCUUUGUGGGGGCAGCACCGCCGCGAGCAGCCGGCCGCCAGUCAGUCAUCUGAAGCCGGUCUAGUUCGCGGCUCCCGUCACACGCCGCGCACCGUGCACUCGACCUGCAGCAUGGCCUCCAGCAUGGCCACCAGCACGGCCUUCACCCUGGCGGUGGCCGCCGCCCUCCUCGCCGUGGUGCACGCGCGCAGCCUGGAGCCCAGCGGCCCGCGGCCCACCUUGGACACGGCCUCCCUGGGCACCACGGAGCAGCCCCCCGCAGAGGGCGCAGAAGCGCGUCGCUUCCACCUGCGACCUCCCGGCCUGACGCGCGACCCGCCGUACCUCACCCACUUCGGCGACGUGCACUUCCCCGACGUGCAGUUCCCCGACUUCUCGUCGUUCGCCCCCAGCAGGCCCAGCAGGCCGAGCAGGCCGUCGCGGCCGGCGUACGAACGACCCGAGGUGUCCAGGCCGCUCGACCCGGACUUCGGGUCCAGCUCCGAGGAGAGGCCGACGCGCCGCCCCAGGCCCACCAGCGCGCGCCCCGCCUCCGCCAGCCUCAUCAACCCCAAGGAGUGCGGCGCCCUCGGCGAGGACCGCAUCAUCGGCGGCAACAUGACCGUCGUCAUGGAGCUGCCCUGGAUGGUGCGCCUCGGCUACGAGUCCACCUUGAGCCCCUCCUUCAGCUGCGGCGGCUCCCUCAUCAACGAGCGCUACGUGCUGACGGCGGCACACUGCGUGGGCGCCGGCGAGGACCCCGUGAUGGUCCGCCUGGGCGAGCACGACUCGCAGCGCACCGAGGACUGCUCCACCAUCGCCGGCGCCAGGGUGUGCGCCCCGCCCGUGGUGGACGUGGACGUGGAGAAGGUCAUCAGGCACGCCGACUUCUCGUCCGUCACCCUCAUGAACGACAUCGCCCUGGUGCGCCUGGCUCGCCCGGUGGAGUUCACAGACGCCGUGAGGCCCAUCUGCCUGCCGACGUCGCGGGUGUCGUUCGGGCCGCUCGAGGGAAAGGCAGCCUCCGUCGCCGGCUGGGGCAAGGGCCUGAACCAUGCAGUCCGAGGCACCCGCUACCUGAUGAAGGCCAACGUGCCCUUCACGUCCUUCUCGAGCUGCGAGCGCGAGUACUCGAAGCGCGGCAUCGACCUGGACGAGCAGUCGCAGGUGUGCGCGGGCGGCAAGGCCGGCGUGGACUCGUGCCAGGGCGACAGCGGCGGCCCGCUGUACCGCGCCGCCGAGGUGGACGGCCGCCGCGGCCCCUUCAUGGUGCAGUUCGGCGUCGUCUCCUUCGGCCUCCAGAAGUGCGCCGUCAAGGGCGUGCCCGGCAUCUACACGCGCGUGGACCACUACCUGCCCUGGAUCACCAGCCACAUGGAGCCCUGAGGACAGGAGGGGUGAACGCUCCCUUCCUCAACUCUCCGUCCGCGCCUCGGACCGAGCCGGGCCGAGCCCAAGAACCACGUGCCGAAGUGCCCCAGUGCCGUGAACCUCGCGGCGGAACCACCAAAGCUAACCGAAGUAGUAGACCCUCCGGAUGAUGAAGUUUGUUUUACACCAGUGCUGUGCUUUUGCUAAAGACUCAUAUUGAUUUUGUGAUACUUUAAAAGCAAUACUUACGUGGUGCGUUGGCACCGCUUCUGCCUUCUUUUAUGACAAUAAGUCUGAGAUUUUUAAAAAAAUGUUUACCGUCCUAUGAGAUUCAAUAAUCUUCUGAGUGUAUUUUUUCUCUCGAUAAACAUGUCAAACAUUUUGUGAUGAGACAAAAAUUAUAUAAAUACUUAAAAUCGUA
Molecule: messenger RNA, 1786 nt
Organism: Thrips palmi
Lineage: Eukaryota; Metazoa; Arthropoda; Insecta; Thysanoptera; Thripidae
Product: spaetzle-processing enzyme-like
Exons: 6
Coding region: 127-1380 (417 amino acids)
Biological process (GO): proteolysis
Molecular function (GO): serine-type endopeptidase activity
Source: RefSeq, a predicted model, not a curated record